CUUUUCGACAAGGAGGACUUGCAUCAUGCUGGCCGUGUCCUCUGCCGCCCUGUUCGGCCUCGAGGCCGGCCGUUCUGUGAUGUCGCGCACCUGGGUGAACUUCUCACCGGCGAUGUCGCUCGCGUACAAAAAAGGCGGCGGGUCGUUUGACCGGACUCACGAGUGCGACGAUCAUCACCGUGUCGGCGUGUGCUGUUCUGAUUGCGGCAGCAAGGAUGGCGGCGGCGGCAGCAAGAAUGGCUGAGGCAGCGGAGGAGCGCACCGGCGAAACAGCCCCUGUCCGGUGCGAGCUGGCCGUGCUGGCGUGCAGCCCUCGCAGGGCGCCACUUGACAACGUAGUGCUCGAGGGGCUCGAGGCGUCUCUCCACCUGCCUGCAUCGGUCCUUUGCGGCGGGACCUUCAACGACCUGUGCCGUCUGCUUGGCCGCCGUGCGACGCAGCGCUUCCUCUUCGCGGGGCAUGCCAACGCUCGCUUCGGUUCGGCUCGCCACACCCUUGGUCUCACCACCGCCGACGGACGCCUCGCGCCGCCGCCGCCGUUUGCCAUCGCCGCGCUGCUCGGCCGGCACUCGCCGCGCCACGGCGGCGCCCUCGAGUUUGUCAUGUACAACGGCUGCAAGUCGGAGCGGAUCGCCCUCCUCACCCUCCUCUCGGGCGUCGACUAUGUCUGCUACUGGCGCACGCUCGUCGAGACGACGGCUGCGCGCUUUCUGUGCGCGGCGCUCUUCGAGGCCGUCGCGGCUCGCCGCCAUCGAGCGGGCAGGCCCUGCUACCAGUGGGCGUUCGACGAUGCGUGCGGGGCCCUCGUCGGCGAGCCGCGCCCACGCACGGUGCAAUGGGCCGACGCACCACCCAAUGCUGACCUGCCGAUGCGCUGGGAGAUGCGCGACCCGGAAGAAGGCCCGCAGCUGGGCCGCUAUCCACUUCCCGCAGGAAUCCCCGUGCUGCUCACACCUCGCGACCGGAAGGAGGCCGCCCGCACUCUCCUCCGGGCGGCGAUGCUGCCGCGCAUCGCGCUGCGCGCGUGGGUUUGCCGCGCGCGGGAAAGGCGUGCGCUCCGGAUUCGGACACGGAGCGAGCUGUUGAUGACGCUUGCGCGCCGCCAGAUCCCCCACGACGCGGUGCUCAUCAUCAUGCAAAUGGCAGGUCAGCCGUGAGGAAGCUCCGAGAUCCCCCCCGCUGCGGCGCCGCUAUCAGACAAGCUGAGGCUGAGCGCGGCCCUACAUUAUGCGCUCCCCCCACACCACACAUGCAAAAUAAUGGGGACGAGAGCUUGGCUUUGCCACGCAUGCACGCGCUUGGUUAUGCGCUGCGACGGCGAGCCACCCCGCUGAGCUUGCGCGCACGCAAGCGCUAGUGCAUAGUCUGCUGUACAUGUCUGUGCAGUCUCUGGAGGCGCCGGACACCCAUGUCCUGCGAGGAGGCGCGUAUCUACGUAUCUGGAGGCUCCGCACCCGUGCCCAGUAUUGUGCGAGGGAGUUUUGUUGUAAAAUUCUUCGUGGUCCAAGUCACCGUC
Molecule: messenger RNA, 1516 nt
Organism: Emiliania huxleyi CCMP1516
Lineage: Eukaryota; Haptophyta; Isochrysidales; Noelaerhabdaceae
Exons: 2
Coding region: 216-1157 (313 amino acids)
Source: RefSeq, a predicted model, not a curated record